Actinia tenebrosa (Australian red waratah sea anemone) is the source of this 1907-nucleotide messenger RNA. Its product is annotated as golgin-45. NCBI's taxonomy places the organism in Eukaryota, Metazoa, Cnidaria, Anthozoa, Actiniaria, Actiniidae. Gene Ontology annotation, cellular component: Golgi membrane. Gene Ontology annotation, biological process: Golgi to plasma membrane protein transport; Golgi organization. The record is from RefSeq and is a predicted model, not a curated record.
GCGGAAGAAGAGGAUAAAAUUGCUUAGCAAUUUUUAUUUUAUUAUAACUUAAUAAUAAUGUGAAUUGACAGCGUCUUAUUUAGUUUUAAGGUCUCAAAGACUAUGGGAAAGUCUGUAAGGUCUUCAUUAUGAACCCGAUAUAACAAAAAGGCAUUUUGUUGUACUUGGAAUUGUACUGUUUAUGGUUUGAAGAGUGUAUAAAUGUGAAAUACUAUACUUAAAAUUGACAUAUUUAACCUGAUACAAGUUGGUGUGUGUGCUGUAUAAUGAUGGCAGGAGCGAUACUGGCAGAACCUCAAGCUAUGGCUAUUGCAAGAACACCUGAAGAAUUAGGAAGAAAAAGUCAUUCCAAAGAUGAACAUGGCAUUGAUUACCGAAAAAUACCAAGAUCAAGCGGUGAUGGCAUGGAGCACAGUGGAAAUGGAACAGAACGCACAAACCACCCCAAGAAUGUCCAACAAUCUCAUCAUAUUUACAAGGCCCAUAAAGRGAAAAAGGAAUCAGUUCAAAUGUUUGUUACUGGGCAAGAAGAACAACAAAAGGAACAAACUUUAUCUAGUAUAUCUGAAGUGUCAGAUAGACAAAAAUCUGAAACUGACUAUACAAGAAAGACAGUUCAUAAAAUUGAAAAUGAUUAUAAACACUUUCAAGAGAUUCAAAGGAGGAAGGAUCUACCAGAUAUAUCAAUGCUUGUGCAGGAGAACGAAGAAGAAUUUCUGUCGGUAAAUAAAACUAUGUUAAAGGAACAAGAGAAAGAACUAGAUGAUCAUGGCUCGGAGAUUGGGCUUAUGUUGUCAGAUCUUGAUUAUCCAAUGCCAGAGAAUGAAACAUUUAAUACUAUCACUGAUGAAUACAGGGAAGACAUGGACAAUAAUAGAGAUAGCAAAUUCUCCUACACUGAGAUGCAGGGCGUGAUCAGGGAUCUUGAAGAAAGAAAUGCAAAACUUGUAGAGGAGAAGACAAAACUAUGUGUACAACUGGGGCUUCAAACACAGGUGAAUUCUGACAUUAAAAAACUAUUGGUUGCUGCAGUUGGAGAUGAUUUAGAUAACAGCUUGGAGGGCAUAUUGAUGAAAAAUGCUCAGAGUGCUGUAGAGAUAAGGCACUGGAAGACUCUAUCAGAAGAAUAUGCAGAGGAAUCAGACAAGCUUGCCAUAGAAUGUGAUGUGUGGAGAACUAAAUUCAUGGCCAGCAGGAUGAUGUCAGAUGAAUUAACAAGCUGGAGAACAACUCUUUAUGCUAAAUACAAACAGACACAAAAUGCCUUACAAAGAAUUUUAAAUGAAAGAGCAGAGCUAAAGAAACAUUUAGUUACAACUAAAAGGCUUCUCCAUUCGCUUGGAUAUCUUAUAAAAAGUGGCAAUAGCUCAUACAAAAGUACAGAAAUACUUGAUGAAGCCCACAGCACACAUCAACAAAGUGUUCUGGAGCUGGCGUCAAUAACUAGUUGUCUGGUUCAUGAUUUAGCAGUACAGGUACAGGAUUUGUUCAGCAGUUCAUCAAUCCCAGCUGAAGCACUUUCAUUAACAGAGGAAGCAGAGAAGCAAACUGUAGAGCCUACUCCUGCUGAGAAAUUUGCUAUCCAAGUUCUUUCAUCUGAUGUUGAACUCCACACAGAAGGACAACAAGAAGAAAGCACAGUGAUGAAGAGAAUGGGCAAGCAGUACAUUGGGAACAGCUACCAGAGUAGACUAAUGACCAACAGCUUUAGAGUGACAUUUGACUGCUGUGAUAGAUGUAAAGGCGCAGUUGUAGUAGUUUAGUUCCUCAAAAUUGUAUAGAAAAUAUCCAUAACUCUAUCUAUUGAUAAGGAAGCUUGAAUUUCUUAGGGUUGAGAAGGCCUAAUAUAUAUGUAUAUAUAUAUUCUUUUGGGAAAACUCCAACACGAGCAUUAAACACUUUUAAAA